Molecule: messenger RNA, 1395 nt
Organism: Cordyceps fumosorosea ARSEF 2679
Lineage: Eukaryota; Fungi; Ascomycota; Sordariomycetes; Hypocreales; Cordycipitaceae
Product: homogentisate 1,2-dioxygenase
Exons: 2
Coding region: 1-1395 (464 amino acids)
Biological process (GO): L-phenylalanine catabolic process
Cellular component (GO): cytoplasm
Molecular function (GO): homogentisate 1,2-dioxygenase activity
Source: RefSeq, a predicted model, not a curated record
AUGCCCGUCACACAGUUCGCCACCAAGGAAAAGUACCGCUACCAAAACGGCUUCGGAUGUCACUUUGAAUCCGAAGCCGUCGAGGGCGCGCUCCCCAUCGGCCAUAACAACCCCCAGAAGCCUCCGUACGGCCUCUACGCCGAGAAGCUGUCCGGCACGGCGUUCACGGCCCCGCGGCACCUGAACAAGCAGACGUGGCUGUACCGCAUCCUGCCGUCGUGCGCGCACCCGCCGUACGCACCCGCCGAGUCCGCGACGGCCCACGAGGGCGCGCGGAAGCUGCACUACAUCCCGAACCAGCUGCGCUGGGACCCCUUCGACCACAAUGAGGCGCACGACCUCGACUUCGUGUCGGGCCUGCGCCUCGUCGCCGGCGCGGGCGACCCCACCCUCAAGUCCGGCCUGGGCAUGUACGUCUUCACGGCCGGCAAGAGCAUGGACGAGCACGCGGCCUUUUACUCAGCCGACGGCGACCUGCUCAUCGUCGCGCAGGAGGGCGACCUCGACAUCCGCACCGAGAUGGGCUGGCUGCUCGUGCGGCCGAUGGAGAUCGCCGUGAUCCCGCGCGGCGUCAAGUACCAGGUGCGGCUGCCGUCCGGCGCGGCCCGCGGCUACGCGCUGGAGCUCUACGAGGGCCACUUCCACCUGCCGGAGCUCGGCCCGAUCGGCUCCAACGGCCUGGCCAACGCGCGCGACUUCCAGGCGCCCGUGGCCAGCUUCGACGAGGACGCGGGCGCGACCGCCUCCGAGGGCGGCGGCAAGUACACGGUCACGGUCAAGUUUGACAACACGCUGUUCGCGACGACGCAGGCGCACACGCCGUUCGACGUGGUCGGCUGGCAGGGCAACUACUACCCGUACAAGUACGACCUCGGCCGCUUCGCCACCAUUGGCACCAUCUCGUUCGACCACCCGGACCCGUCCAUCUUCACGGUGCUGUCGGCGCCGAGCGCGACGCCGGGCACGGCCGUCGCCGACUUCGUCAUCUUCCCGCCGCGCUGGCUGGUGGGCGAGGACACGUUCCGGCCGCCGUGGUACCACCGCAACACCAUGGCCGAGUUCAUGGGGCUCAUCUGCGGCGGGUACGACGCCAAGAAGGGCGGCGCGGGCGGGUUCGUGCCGGGCGGCGCGAGCCUGCACAACGUGAUGAGCGGCCACGGGCCGGACGCGGAGAGCCACGAGGGCGCGCGCGAGGCGGAGCUCAAGCCGGUCAAGGUCGGCGCGGGCAGCUGCGCGUUCAUGUUCGAGACGUGCCUGAUGGUCGGCGUCACGGAGUGGGGGCUGCGCACGUGCAAGAAGGUCCAGGAGGGUUACAGCGAAGAGAGCUGGGGCGGCGUGCUGACGCACUGGAAGCGUCCGGAGGACAAGCCGAUCCGCAGCCACCUUCUGGAGUAA